AUGCUGAUCCACGCGCGCUUUUAUGCAGAGGAAUUAUCACUGCUUCGACUGAAACAUGUCGAUCAUUGCAACAGUCUGACAUGCAACAAUAACCAUUUGAAUAAAAACGAGACAUACUGCAUUGAUGUGUGGUUCCAUGGCGACUGCAUCCUAUGGGCUCCAGACAUACAGAUGAAGGGAAAUCAAUUAACUUGUUUAGAAGAGAAGCUCCAUCAGUUCUGGAAGCAGAACUGCUGGAUAUGCAAGAACUCUGGGGCGGCUAUCAAUGUUGGCAAUAAAUUUGUACAUUUUGGAUGUGCCAAGAAACAUGGUUAUAAAAUGAAUCGUCACCUGCUCAGUGUGCAGUCAUGA
Messenger RNA from Cooperia oncophora, 351 nucleotides. Lineage: Eukaryota; Metazoa; Nematoda; Chromadorea; Rhabditida; Trichostrongylidae. The record is from the annotation of a GenBank genome assembly.